CCAGUCCAUGAGUCAGUGAUGGAUCUGUCACGAUGCCGGAACAAAAAAGAAAAACACUGUAAGGCCUUCGGAAGAAUGAACUUUCCAAACCAAUGGAUUGUUCUGAAGAGGAAAGUGACCAAAGAUCAGGCAUAAUCUCCAACAGUGAAAUAAGUUGGCCUUUUCUCCGUUCAAGUUUUCUGCUUCAGGAGGUAAUACCGGUUGUGACUUUUCAAGGAGCUGGACCACAAAUACGCUUUCCCGUCGGAAAAGUUUAAUUGAGUCAUUUCUGGACGGCUUAGUAAGAAACUGCCUGAAACACACACCGGCCACUGUGGGUGACAUGGCCAGAAGAGGAAUUGGAAGCACAGCCAGUGGAAAAAAACGACGAAAUCAGAAACGGAUGGACAUUCUUCAUAAGCACUUCUUGAAUAGCCACUAUAUCCGUUUCAUCCCCCAAUUUCCUUGCUGAUCACUGAACCAGUCUAGUAAAAUCUGUUGUUUUUGUUGCCUUCAGAAACCUUGAAAGACAUUUUGUAAAGUCGGUUGUUUUCUCACUUUCAGGUCAUACUUUGAAAAAACAAUCAGAAACUCUGCAAGGCAGGGUGGAUACUAUGAAGAAUCCGAAUUACUGACCAUGUUACAAUACAAGCAGGUACUCUCCAGGUGGUACAAAUCCAAUACGCUCCAUGACCUGCCCUGUAUUCAGAAGAUAACUUCAGAUUGAUUUGUGAUCCCAUGGAUUAACUUUCAAGUUAUUUCACAAGGACCUUUUAAGUUUGCCCUGCUGAAGUUGUAUUUGAUUUGAAAGUACGGCUGAAAAGGUCUUCCAGUCUGCGUGUUCCUGUGAUACUACAUGUAGACGCAGGCGGGAUUUGGUUCCUUUUUUUCCUUUUUUUUUUUUUUUCUUUCUUCAUCAAAAUGGCUCCUAUUUGGACAACAGAGGCUUUGACAGUCUUGGCAGCGAUGAGUCUUCUGAGCUGCUGUAGUUUCACCUGGUGUGAAGCUUCAAGGACUAGUGACACAACCUCAGGAACCAGCAGGCAAGAACAAGGACCCUCGUCGCUCGAACGAGUGAAGAGAGGAUGGGUGUGGAACCAGUUCUUUGUGGUGGAGGAGUACACGGGCACGGAACCAUUAUACGUUGGAAAGAUCCAUACAGACUCUGACGAAGGCGAAGGCAACAUCAAGUACACGAUCUCCGGAGAAGGAGCGGGUUCCAUUUUCAUCAUUGACGAGCUUACAGGAGACAUUCAUGCCACAGAGCGGCUGGAUCGAGAGGAGAAGGCCUUUUACACACUGAGGGCUCAGGCCCGGGACCGUCUCUCCAAUGACCCUCUGGAACCAGAGUCAGAGUUUGUCAUCAAGGUCCAGGACAUCAACGACAGCGAGCCAAAGUUCUUGGAAGGCCCCUAUAUCGGCAGCGUGGCGGAGCUGUCACCCAUCGGAACGUCUGUUAUGAAGGUUACCGCUUCAGAUGCUGACGACCCGACGUACGGCAGCAGUGCCAGGGUGGUGUACAGUGUUCUGGAUGGAGAAAAGUUUUUCACUGUGGAUAGACACACAGGAAUCAUCAUGACAGCGGUGGCAGAUUUGGACCGUGAGACGCAGGAUCGUUACGAGUUGGUCGUCAAGGCAACAGACAUGGCAGGACAAAUGGGUGGUCUCUCCGGCUCCACCACAGUGACCAUAGUGAUCACAGACGUUAAUGACAACCCGCCGCGCUUCCCGCAGAAGAUGUACCAGUUUUCGGUGUCGGAGGGGGCUGCCGUGGGGACGCCGGUGGGACGCGUCAUUGCCACCGACGCAGACAUGGGAGAGAACACAGACAUGAGCUAUCUGAUCAAAGAGGGAGGGGAUCUCUUCAAGGUCACCACGGAUGUGGAGUCGCAGGAAGCCGUUGUCUCCAUCAAGAAGCCUUUGGACUUCGAGAGCAGGAGGACGCACAAUGUUGUUGUGGAGGCGGCGAACAAGCAUCUUGACCCUCGCUUUGCGGAUCUCGGCUCCUUCAAAGAUCAGACGAUCGUCCGCGUCAGCGUCUCGGACGUGGACGAGCCGCCGAUUUUUCAGCCAGCGGAAGGCGCCGUCAUGGAGGUGCAGGAGGACGCCAAAGUCGGGGCGCUGGUUGGUGUCGUCACUGCGAGAGAUCCGGAUGGGUUAAACAAGCCUGUAAGAUUCUCCAUCGAUCGGACCACAGACCAGGAGAUGAUCUUUCAUAUUGAUCCCGACUCGGGCGCCAUCACACUGGGAAAGAUUUUGGACCGGGAGACGGCAGGCUGGCACAACAUCACUGUCAAGGCUGUAGAAGCAGAUAACCACACAAUGGCUUCACACUCAGCUGUCAGCAUCCGGAUUCUGGAUGUAAAUGACAAUCCUCCUGAACUGGCUACGCCGUACGAAGCCUCCAUAUGUGAAGAUGCCAAGCCGGGCCAGUUAAUCCACACCAUCAGCGUGGUGGACAGAGACGAGCCGCAAUCUGGACACCGCUUCUUCUUCACGCUGGCUCCCGAAGCCUCCAGCAAUCGACACUUCACCUUGUGGGACGUCAAAGACAACACAGCCGGCAUCCGGACCCAGCGGUCAGGCUUUAACCGCCACGAGCAGAACGUGUACCUCCUGCCCAUUCUCGUGGUUGACAGCGGGCCUCCCUCCCUCAGCUCCACGGGGACCCUGACCAUCCGUGUGUGUGGCUGCGACACAGACGGAGAGAUCCAGUCGUGCAACGCUACAGCCUAUGCCAUGAGCGCGGCUCUCAGCCCCGGGGCGCUUAUAGCACUGCUGGUCUGCAUGCUCAUCCUCAUAGUCCUCGUGUUGCUGAUCCUCACCCUGAAACGCCACAGGAAGGGCCAGCGGAUGGCGGAGGACGAGGAGGACAUGAGGGAUAACGUCAUCAAGUACAACGACGAAGGCGGAGGGGAGCAGGACACUCAGGCGUAUGACAUGAGCGCCCUGAGGAACCUUUACGACUUCCCGGAGGCCAAGAGCUGCGACUCCGGGCCGGACAUCCGCUCGCUGCCGCAGUGGAUACAAGCCAACCGGGUGGGCGGAGGCUCGGAGGGGGCCGCUGCGGUGGCGGCGGCGGCGGCAGCGGCGACAGACUUCUCCCUUUUCAAAGGCUACAUCAGAAAGAAGGUAGAGCAGGCCGACGCCGACCUGUCGGUGCCGCCGUAUGACUCCUUCCAGACAUACGCCUUUGAAGGCACCAGCUCGCCCGCGCUCUCGCUGAGCUCCAUCCACACGCUGUCCACCACCUCGGAGCAGGAUUUCUCCUACCUCAGCGACUGGGGGCCUCGCUUCAGGCAACUGGCAGGUUAUUACGCUCCGGGAAAUCCUGAGGAGGAAGGGUCCUAGCACAGCUUCUCCUAUGCAGAGACGGUCAAAAAAAAAAAAAAAAAAAAAAAAAAAAAGAAUUUAGGAAAAAAAAAACAAAACCUCCCUGGUCCUCUUCCUCCUCACUCCUCUUUUUACCCACCGGCGCUGAUCUGAGACCAUCAGAGCCAGCACUGUGUACUCAUUAGAGACCGAGUACCACCCCUUCAUCUCUUUAGGAAAACUCCCAGUUUCAGACUUUGAACUCUUUGGAGACAACUUUGAGGAGUUUUGCGUUUUCUUUUUUUCUUCUUCUUCUUCUCUUUUUUUUUUUUUUUCUACACAUCUCUGUUUGCUUUUUGGGGGGUGUUCUCAGACUUGAAAGCUCUUGUGGUGUUUCGAGACAAAAGGAGAAAAUGAGAGCUGUCCAAAACUGCCAUUUAAACACGUGUGAAGGAAGAAUUAGUUUCUCUCUCAAACAGGGACCUUCAGACCGAUUCCAGAGUUCAGCUGAUUACCAGUAGGUGGGGUUUAACCAUGCCACGGCCGUCUGACCAACAUGUAUUUAUUUAAGGAGGAAAUAUUUAUGUAUUUAUUUGUUUUAUGUAUUUAUUUAUUUAUUUAUUGCCACGAUCGCUAUGGUAACUGCGACAGUGAACUCUGCUGAAGUGGAACGGGAAACGCGAGGGGAGGAGGACGUUAUGAAAGGACCGAGAGACGAGAAGAAAAUAAGCGUGAAAGGACAACAGCGUUAGAGGACGACACACACAAUACCGGCGCAGAGGUGACAAAUGACUCAUAUAAAAAUUACAUUUUGGAAAAUAUUUGUAUUUAUUUUCUAUGAACAGUUUUGUAAAAUAACCAAUGUAAGGGUGAUCUGUGAAAAAGCAAAGGUGAACUGAAGCGAAGGGGAAAGCCUCCAGUUUAACACCAACAGCUGAGACUGACACACUUUUGCUGUAUUUUAGUCGUUUCUGAAAAGGUUUUUUUUUUUUCUUCUCUUUUUUCUUUUUUGAAGGUCAUAAACUGAGGACAAUUGUGUGUUAACGAUUUCUUUUCUUAUCCUCUCCACAGCCAUUUUUAAGGCAAUAAGGCACAAACCGCAACCGUGAUUUAAGACUAAACAAAAGGACUGUUUCGUGGAAUUGGCUUGUGGCGAGCUUUGUCCCACGGGAAGCCAAUCUUCAUUCUCGAUUUGAGUGUGAAUGUGUACAAUAUGUUCAAGUUUAUUUUAUAUUCCAAGAUAUUUCAUUUAACUUUUCUUUUCUUUUCUUUUUUUCCCUCUGGGGAGGGAACAGAGACACACAAGAUGGUUGUGUGAUGAAUGGACUUUCCACAUCCACCUGAUACCCAUACCCUGUUCCGUGUUGACCUUAACUUGCAAAUGUAUGGAAAAGUUUUAAAAAAAAAAGAGAUAAAAA
Molecule: messenger RNA, 4709 nt
Organism: Salarias fasciatus (jewelled blenny)
Lineage: Eukaryota; Metazoa; Chordata; Actinopteri; Blenniiformes; Blenniidae
Gene: cdh22
Product: cadherin 22
Exons: 12
Coding region: 901-3330 (809 amino acids)
Biological process (GO): cell-cell junction assembly; cell migration; calcium-dependent cell-cell adhesion
Cellular component (GO): adherens junction; plasma membrane; catenin complex
Molecular function (GO): calcium ion binding; cadherin binding; beta-catenin binding
Source: RefSeq, a predicted model, not a curated record